AUGGUACAGUUCAAGCAGGCCUAUAAUCGGAAGCUUAUUUUCCACACUCCUUGCCUGGGACUGUUCAAAUAUUCUAUCCUGACUUUCUGCAAUUCUUCUAUGAUCACCUUUGAUCUUCGUAACAAUGCUCGGAAUGAAGCAUGGAAAAUUGACUGUGGUGAGUUCCAGGAUCCCAAGGUCUACUGCACUCGGGAAUCUAACCCCCACUGUGGCUCUGACGGCCAGACGUACGGCAAUAAAUGUACCUUUUGUAAGGCGAUGGUGAAAAGUGGUGGGAAGAUCAACCUAAAGCAUCAAGGAAAAUGCUGA
Molecule: messenger RNA, 309 nt
Organism: Mustela lutreola (European mink)
Lineage: Eukaryota; Metazoa; Chordata; Mammalia; Carnivora; Mustelidae
Product: serine protease inhibitor Kazal-type 6-like
Exons: 3
Coding region: 1-309 (102 amino acids)
Molecular function (GO): protein binding
Source: RefSeq, a predicted model, not a curated record